CCUUCUUUCUUUCGUCUGACUCCACAACAACACAGAUCUGGGAAUGAGCGUCUGAGAGGAGCAGGACAGGACACACUCUUAGCAGAGGUGUCAGGCAGCCAUCGUGUGUAUAGGAAUUGAGGAGGCGGUGGACAUUCUGGGGACACCUUGGGGUCAUUGAGGGGACCGUCACCCCUGGCGUCGGUGAGGAGAGGACGGAGGAGGAGUGCGAGUGUGCAAGGAGUGGAGAGGAGAGGAGACGAGAGGAGAGGGUAAAUUCGUGAGUACGAGAGGAGAGGACAGAAGAGGAGAGAAGGAGUGAGUGAGAGGACAAGUAACAUCUGUAAACGCGGGAGACGUGUGAGGAACGCCCAAGGUCACCAUGAUCGACCUGAGCUACCUGACGGAGGAGGAGCAGGGUGUCAUCAUGACCGUCCUCAAGAGAGACGCCGAGCUCAAGAAGGCCGAGGAGGAACGCAUCAAGCACCUGCAGCCUGCGCUGGUUGAGGAGGGACAGCGUAAGUACCUGACUGGAGAAUGGUUCUACCAGGCCAAGUCCCAACGCCACCAGGACCGCAUACAUGGCUCCGAGAUCAUAUGGGCCUCCAUACAACGCAGACCAGACUUCACUCGGAGUCUGGAUCGGUCGAGGCGUGCGAGUGGGAGUGCUGCCGAUGAUGUCAUCAGAUCUCCAUUACUGGAGCGCAAGGACAGAAACGGUGGCAGCUUGACAUCGGAAUCUCGUCAGGAUCCCCUGAGGAUGUCCAUGAGGUCCCCAAAGCUGAGACAUAACCCAUUCAACAGCAUGCAGGUGGAUAUUGAGUCAGAGCGUCCGUAUCCUCAACUGCACAACGGCGCUCAGGGGAGCUGCAAGGACUGCACACUGGAGAGUACAUCUUCACUGGUGGAGCAAGAGAGCCAGCCCAGCUCAGCCAGAUUGACCCUUGAACCCGGAGUACUAGCAGCAGGAGCAGCAGGAACAGCCAGGGUGGAGGCUGAGGAGCCCAAACCACCAGCAGCCAAGCGGCCUGCACCCGUACCCCGCAAGAGGACCAAGCCUCCCCGAGGCCCUAGCUCACACACACAAACAAACGCAGACAGCAAUGGUGGCCAGAGGUCAGCGGUCGUCUCCCCGACGUCAGACAGCUGGUCAGGGGUCGUCUCCCCUACGACCUCACUGACCUCCGUGACCUCUGGGCUGCUGAAGGAGACGUCCAGCUGCAGCUCCAUCGAGUCGCACCUGAGGAACGAGCCAAUGGAAUCGCAGACGAGGAGGCAGCCAAUCGAAUCGCAGCCGAGGAGGGGGCCAAUCGAGUCAUACCUGAGGAGUGAGCCAAUGAGAGGAGAGGAAGUCCUGGAGGGGGGGGCUGUGGAGGUGAGGACUGCUGUGGAGAGGAGAGCAAAAGAGGAGGAGAAUAAGGAGGAGAAGAGGAAAGAGGAUGAGGAGGAGAAACGGCUUUUUACACCAGUGGCCCGAGUCGAAGGUCGAGACAGAAUGUGGAAACCAGAGGACAUCGUCCAGCAACACAGACCUACAAUGAAGCCAAAUGGAAAUGCCCAAAGAGAGACCAGGUCAAGGUCAAAUGACGGUGAUAAGAGAGUGACCUCCUCAAGGUCAAAUGAAGGUGAACAGAGAGUGACCUCCUCAAGGUCAAAUGAAGGUGAACAGAGGGAGAGCAGCACAGAGCAGAGGGCCAUCAGUAUAAGGCAGCCGAGGGAGAUCUACUCAAUGCCAAAUGAAGGUGUUCAGAGAGUGGCAACCUCAAGGUUAGAUAAAGGUCAAGAGAGGGAGAUCAUCUCAAGGUCUGACAGAGGUCAAGAGAGAGAGACUCCGCCCUUGACAGACUGGCCACGACGAGAUGCAGGACAACACCUGGACACGUUGCCGUCCCCGCCGGAUUCAGGACGCCGUUUGGAAGCCUCACCUGUCCUGCACCAGGAUGAGUGGACACCAGGCACCAGGACAGCAGACGGCAAGGUACUCAAGGACCCCAGAGGAGCCAGGGCCGCGUGGUCUCCUAGUCCAGAGCGGAUGUCCAGAGAGAGAGAAACACUUCAGGACUCCCCACAGAGGUGGACGGACUCCACCACUCUGCAGACUCCUCAGACAAUGGAGCCAGACAUCAGAAUCCCAGUAUUAGUUGCAGACACAGCUGCACUCAAGGCUCCAAAAGACACAAUACACGACUCAAAAAGGCCUAAUCCAUCAUCUGUCCUGAACGUGACAGCAAAGCCAGCCGACACAGACAGAGCCAAGUCUCCCCAGAAGGUGUCGGCCGCACACGCCUCCAAACACUCGGAGGAGGGAGACUCCAUCGCCAAGGUGCUGGAGUGGUUCAACCGCAGCACGGACAGCAGCAACAGACAGGACACUGACCUGGACGACACCAAGGACGACAUCACAGACUCAGAAGAAGAGGCCAAGAUGACGAUGAGCAAGACGUCUGGGAACGUUUACACCAUCGUGCCGCGUCAGGAGAUGCCCAAGGAGAAGAAGAAACUGUUCCCUGAUGAUGCGUGUUGGGGGGAGGAGGGGAGUCUAGAUCUGUCGGACGAGCAAAGUGAUCCACAGGUGGACACCCCCAACAUUAUGGUGCGGCCGUUUCAGCCUGGCCUAAGCAGGAACUCUCCUUACCAGCCAGACAGUCCACAUGCACUGGAGAAAUCAGACACCGGUCACCAACAACAACAGUACUACUACAGCCAAUCAAGACGCCAGACUGAGACCAGCUCUCAACUUCAACACAUAGACAAGUCAAGACAUCAAGAAGAGGUUACUUACCAACCUCAACAUUCUGACCAGUUCAGACUUCAAACAGAGGCUAGUUACCAACCACAACGAUCCAGCCAACUACCAAUCCAGACAGAAGCUGGCUAUCAACCUCAACGUUCCAGCCAGUCAUCAUUCCAGAAGGAGACAAGUUACCACCCUCAAUACUCCAUCCAAUCACACGAUCGAAAAGAGAUGAGCUAUCAAUCCCAUCGCUUCCAAUCCCCAACCAAAACAGAACCAAAAGCAGAAACAGACCCAUCAAAAAUCUCACACGAGGCCAAUUAUCCCAUUCAUUUAUCUGGUAAAACAGAAGCAGGGCAUCAGUCCCAUCAUCCAGCCACCCCCAAACACAACAAAGAGAUGCCAGUGAAGACCCACCCACCUGUCCAUGCUGUGGUGAGAACAGAGACAGUUCUCAGAGCUCAGCAGCAAAGGCCUGAAGCCCAGAGACACAACCCGGCUCGACUGGAGGAUGGAGGUGCUUCAAGGGGACACGGUCCAGCCAGACAAGAGGAUGGAGGUGGCUCAAGAGGACAGGACACAGGAAAUGAAGGAACAUCUCGCCAAAGCCAAAGAAGCUCUCAUUCCCAGCAGGGAAGCCUGGGAUCAGAUCAAGAUGAGAGGCCAAAAAUUGCCAAUCUGAAGUCUUUCUGGGAGAAAGGGAACAGCGGGCCCAAGAUACUGAUAAGCAGAACUAAUGUUAAUACUGAAAACAAAAGGCAGACUCCAGAUAAACAAAUGGACAUUGGACCAGGACCAUUUGUCAGUGAACAAAUUGAGGAGCCACAGAAAUCUGUUCAGAAUUUUGAGAUUAGAACUAUGAGUCCCUCUUUGAAGCCAAGCAGUGAGAAGAGACCACAGAGAAAGCAAGUUAUAGAAAGUCAUGAGGAAAGACCACAAAGAAAACAGGUUGUAGAAAUACACGAGGAGAAUCCAAAAAGAAAACAGGUUAUAGAAAUACAUGAAGACAGACCACACAGCACACAGGUCAUAGAAAUAGAGGCACAGCAGGAAAAUGUUGUAGAUGAUAUGCCAAUCAAGCAAAAGUAUACAAGUGUGGACACUUUUGACAAGAGCACUGCAAGUGCAUCAUCUACUGAAAGGAUGGAUUCGUUGGAGAUGAGGAGUCACCUUAAUAAAGAUGUUACUUCUUCAGAGGUGAAAGAGUCCCCUAUGUCAUCCAGUAACAGCAGAUUUGCAAAGAAAGUGACUGAAGAGGCAACAAAGCACCCAUAUACACCAGUUCAGACUCAUCCUGCCCGCGACCCACCUCUUUACACCUAUACAGCUCACAACACACCUGGGUGCACCUCUACAGCCCACGACAUGCUCAUUCAGACUCAUACUGCCUGUGAGACACCUGUCUCCUCCAAACAUCCAGACCAGGCUUCAAAAGCUGAAGUUCGAGAUAAGGACAUGACACCUGAAUCCGGAUCUCAGUCAAGGGUAAGCCUACAAGUACUGCCCACCAGUCCAGUUCUGUCGGCCAAACAGCAGGACAGCCAGCACUUUGAGAACCGUCGAGAGCGUCUCAGGCAGCUCAAGUCCUUCUGGGAGAAUGAGUUGAAGGGAUCCAAAGUCACCACCAGUAAACCAAGAGAGUCUUCAGUCACGUCAUCCUCCAACCUCACCAAGCGUUUCACGAAGUCAGCCUUCGACCUCAGGUCCACUGGACUCGCUUCUGAUGAUGACGAGGAUGUGGCGGACGACCACAACUAUUCCGGUUUCGCCAUGAAAGGAAAACCUGACAAACCAUGUCUGGCCGACACCAACUUUAAGAGCCUGAAAGACUUUUGGGCAGGAUCCCUCUCAGCUCAAGGGAGGCCCAAAUCCCCCACCUCCAACACAUCUAGGAUCCAGAGUCCAGCUGCAGUCAAACCUCAUGAAUGCCCCUCCUCCCCCUCCACCAAGAGCCGGGCCAGGGAGGGGGAGACAGGCGGCCGCAGGUCCUCAGUGGACAGCCGCACGGGGAAGACCAGGAUGUCCGGACCCGGACUGGACCAGCGCCGAGAGCGUGCUGCUCCUCAGACCCGGCGGAACUCGGAGCAGGUGUCCAUCAGCAGCGCCCUCAGGAACCAGAACCGCUCCAACCAGAACCGCAGAACCAGCACGGGGAACCUGAACGAGAGAGCCGCAGCCAUGCGCAGGGCCUCUAGCAUGCACUCUCUAGCCUACAGAGAGGAUGAAGAGGACAGCUGCUCCCCCAAACCAGGCAGGAGGAACCAGGACCCCCUCUCCACAGCAGCCGCCAAGCCCAAGAAGACGCAGGAGUUUGGGUUGAGCUUCGGCAAGAAGACGGUAGAGAAAGAAGCAGGGAAAAGCAGAGAGAAAGCCAAUGAGAGGAGGCCGUCGAGGACCAUGGAUGAUUCGCCUCUGGCGCGCUCCUUCAUCCCAAGGGACUACCAGCACUACCUGGGCAUACCUGAGCGCACGGGCACCUGCCCUGCUGCGCCUCCCCCUGCCCCGCCUCAACAGGAGGCCAGGGAACAGUUGUGUACCUCCUUCUCCGCCGAGCCCGAGUGCGAAUGGAGCAGAGGAGGAGGGCCAGCUAGGUCCAGCACACCUGUGGGAGCGGAAGAGGCUGGGGGAAGGAGGGGCAGUCUGGGACCACGCCCAUACAGUGCAAGAACCAAUGAGGAGUUAAGUCAGGGAUCACCAAGGUUACGGUCCGCUUACCAACCCCAGAGAGCCAAUGAGGAGUUUAGUCCAGAGUCACCCAAACUACACCCAUCUUACGGUACAAGGACCAAUGAGGAGCUUCCUCAGGGGUCGCCAAGGUUACGCCCCGCCUACCAGUCGCAACGGGCCAAUGAGGAGUCUCCGAGGAGCAGCACCUCUGGCAGCUGGACCUCUUCACGCAAGAACUCCAAAUGCGACGAGGAUGAAGGGGAGGGGCCAGUCCAGAGGGCCUUGCGGAGGGCUGCGUACCGGCCGGCGUACACCAAGAGCCUGGAGGACAUUACCAUGGAGAUAGGACCUGAGAGGGACAAUGACCACACACACAUUUUCAUGCACAGCAGUGGCGAUGCCUCCCCUCCUCCCUCCACUCUCUCCUCCUUUUCAGAUGUGGAGCGCAUGAGGAAGAUGAGUAAAUCCGUCCCCUCCUUCCUGCAGGAGGACACACACUCAGCUCAGCUCAGCUCGGUUGGAGAUGAGAGUGACUCGUUGUCGGGCAUGAGCAGUAGUCAUGGCGACGUAACUGGCAGGAGGGGCACGUCCUUCACUAACUACAGCGUUUCCUCUGGCAUGGCCGACUCUUCCGUGAGUGGCAGUGCCAUGAGUGUGUGUAGUGGUGAGUUUGGUGGCGUGGAGGUGCAGGGUUCCAUCCAGUUCACGCUGAACUACGUCCACAAGCUCAAGGAGUUCCACAUCUUCGUGGUGCAGUGCAAGAACCUUGCCACGGCCGACCACAAACGGAACCGCUCAGACCCAUACGUCAAGAGUUACCUCAUGCCUGACAAGACUGGACUGGGCAAACGCAAGACAUCUGUAAAGAAGAAGACAGUUAACCCUUUAUUUAACGAGAUAUUACGGUACCGUGUGCGUAUGGACUACCUGAAGAGUCAGGUGUUGAAUCUCUCGGCGUGGCAUCACGACACGUUUGGCAAGAACAGCUUCCUAGGAGAGGUGGAACUGGACCUGUCUGUCUGGGACUUCGCCAACACACACAUGAACUACAUGUCCCUAAAAGCCAGGACGACAUCCACUGCUCAGCCAGCUGAAUACAGAGGGGAGAUGAAACUAGCCGUACGCUACCUGCCACAGAUGACGUACACCAAGACGUCGUCCGGCUCAGGUGAGGUCCACAUCUGGGUGAAGGAGUGCAAGAACCUGCCACUGAUCAGAGGAGCCACAAUAGACCCCUACGUGAAGUGUUUUGUGUUGCCGGAUACUAGUCGUAAGAGUCGCCAGAAGACGCGUGUCCUGAAGCGUACCGACUGCCCUGUGUUCAACCACACCAUGGUGUACGACGGCUUCCAGAGAGAGGACCUGAAGGAAGCCUGCGUGGAGCUGACCGACUGGGACCGAGACCGGCUGGCCAAUCACCUGUUAGGAGGCAUCCGGCUGGGACUGGGAACCGGCCACAGCUACGGGGCGCUGGUGGAGUGGAUGGACUCGACUGGCCAGGAGGUGGCGCUGUGGGAGCGCAUGAUGGAGGCGCCCACAGAAUGGGUGGAAGACGUUCUGCCCCUACGACUACUCAUCACACACACACACAAAUAAACACACACACAAAUAAACACACACACACACACACACACACACACACACACACACACACACACACACACACACACACACACACACACACACACACACACAUACACACACACACACACACUCUCACACGCACGCACACAUGUACACACACACACACGCGCAAGCUCACAUACACACAAACACUUACAGAAUUGGUAGAAGUAUGCUGCCAUUAACAAUACUCAUCACACACAGAAACAAAGAACUAACGCCUGCGCUGCACUCACUUACCGCCAGCAUGCACACACACACGGACACACACACACACACACACACACACACACACACACACACACGGACACGGACACGGACACACACAUACACACCAAUGAUUCACGGUACCAGUAGUUAUAGCUGCUCUUCAGCACCUCAAGUUAUUUAUUCUGGCCGCUAAUAUGCAAAUAUCCUACAACCUUGUCCAUGGGGGCCCUGGUUCGAAUCUUGCCUGGGUCACUUCCCCAACUCUACCCUGUCUCUCUCUCUCCCACUCUGUGUUGCCAGACGUACAAUAAUUACCGUAUUUGUACCGUAAUUUUGUCCUUUGUGCGAUCAAAAACACAUGGUGUACGAUCAUGUCCGAGUUUUCAGUUAAUUUAGUUACCUUGGAACAACCAUUUGGUUCGUGUAGGAUCAUUUCCUCCAAAAAGCCUUAAAACACGUUGAGGUUUUGGUAUGAUGGUUCAACUUUACCCAUCAGGUAACACUGCUCCCAUUACUUCCCAUCUCUCUCUCCCAAUACUGUCCUGUCUCUUUGCAAUCCUAUCUGAAUGAGUGAACUCCCAUUGUCAUUGUGACACAGCACUCCACAGCGCACAGUGUUCACUGCACACGCCGAAAUUGCAUUUAUUUCUCACCUGUGCAAGGGGGCAGCCCCAGACGGUGCCCCAAGGGAGCAGUGCAGUGAGACGGUAUCAUGCUCAGGGUACCUCAGUCAUGGAGGGAGAUGGGAGAGAGCCCUGGAUAUUGUAUACUGGUUACUGGAAUAAGGGGAAAAGCCCAUGAAUACCUGUAGGCUCUUACUGCGGAUGGGCCCGUUCAUGGGCCUAUUCACUCAUCGCUGAAAACUGUUAACUACAUCAUAACGAUAUUGCAACAAUGCUAUUACAUGACAGAGCGACUUCAGUAGUAUAUUAAGACAUAUUAAGGUUAUAAGGUUAUAACAGGGGCUCUGCAGAAAAUGCAUUGAAAAAGAAAACAAUUGUGCAACUUGUGCAGAUUGUGCAACUCUCAGACAGCCCUUUAAAGUAAAAUUUUGACCUAUGUACAAAUGUAUUUGAUAUGUUUGACACACAGGAAUAGAGAGAGAUAGGUGGGGGGUGGGGUUGGGUGGGGGAUGGGGAGUCCUACUGUCCUGUGCACUCCAAUGCGCUUUACUGUAUCGUUCAUUUCACAGUUUAAUUUAAAUCAUUUAAAUGUUACAACUUAAAAUUGUAUAUUCAUUAAUAUAAUGUAUUUGCAAUAAUAUUGUAAUAGCAAUAGUAUAGCACAUCUUGUGCAAAUACUGUAGCUCAAAGCGCUUUAACAGGACGAGAAGACUGACAAGUGUUUACGCUGUAAAAACCCUUUCCCUGAUCUUAAUGGUUGUGCGUCCAAAUCGCUCAAUACCAUUGGAUGUGGAUAUGUAUCUCUCAAUACCAUUGGCUGUGGAUUUGUGUCUUUCAAUUCCAUUGGCUGUGGAUGUCUGAUGAUCGCUCAAUUCCAUUGGCUGUGGAUUUGUAGGCCUAUCUUUCAAUUCCGUUGGCUAUGUAUAUCAUUGUGAAGUGUUCACAAGCCGCAAAUGCUGAAUACUGAAUACAGUAUGUGUGUGAGUGCUUCGAAAAGAACAUCAUUAAAUGCUGAUGAUUAAAACAGGAAAACAGGAUGCUUUGAUGUCUUCCUCACAAUAGCACUUUUCAAAGGUGACUUUGGUCUUGUGCAAUUUUUAAUCUUACGCAAGUCCAGUGCGUGUGGCGAUGAGUGGUGUGUGUGGGAAAUGUCAGCCAAAUACGACAGACUUGAAUUUUGGGUUUUGGUUCUGAAUUUCAGAAAACAAGCACAUGUUUGUUUCUAUUGAAGUUUUUAAAACAUCGUCAUAAAGACGUAUUUGCCAUGAAUUACACAUCACAUUGUUCCUUUGCACUAUUCUCUACAUAAUGCACAGGCUGAAUUUUCUGAGAAUUAAAGUAGGCUAUUUUGUUUACAUUCUCGAUAUACCAAGUAUCCCAACUCCAACUGAGCUGGGUUCUAAUCUGUACACAAAGCCCUGGGAUCUAGCCCCAACUAUGUACUGUAUAUUGCAACUGCAUACAGUAGAGAGCAUUGCCCACAGGCAAAGUGUAGUGAAAUUGCAGCCAUCAGAACCAGACCUCCUUUACAGUCAAAGAGAGUAGAUGAGAGUCUGGUGAUUUAAGCCUGUGCAUUUCCUGUAUCCAUGUGAUGUCAUGUGAACACCCCUUUAAGAGACCUGCGGUUAGAGACCUUUGGAGGCUUUAGGUUGAGAAUAAAUGGAGUUCCCUUGGCACUGUGGAUGGCAUUAGCGCAUAUCUUAUGCAAGCCGUCACCAAAUGCCACAAAAAGAGAAGACGAAGGGACAACACCCCCUUAGGAGACCAAACUUGACCUCUA
Engraulis encrasicolus (European anchovy) is the source of this 9616-nucleotide messenger RNA. RefSeq lists its product as uncharacterized. Gene Ontology annotation, biological process: exocytosis; intracellular protein transport. Bases 362 to 6976 code for a protein of 2204 amino acids. Gene Ontology annotation, cellular component: exocytic vesicle; plasma membrane. Lineage: Eukaryota; Metazoa; Chordata; Actinopteri; Clupeiformes; Engraulidae. The record is from RefSeq and is a predicted model, not a curated record. Gene Ontology annotation, molecular function: small GTPase binding; neurexin family protein binding. The transcript is spliced from 22 exons.